CUUUUAGGUAAAAUGGUGAAGGGCAAGCAGGACCGAAAGGCCCGAAACGCUAUCAAUGAGGUUGUUACGCGCGAAUACACCAUUCACAUGCACAAGAGGAUCAAAGGAAUUGGUUCGAAAAAACGUGCACCUCGCGCUGUUGAUGAAAUUCGCAAGUUCGCUAAACAGCAAAUGAAUACUGAAGAUGUUCGCAUUGACACAAGGCUGAAUAAGUUUGUGUGGUCAAAGGGAAUCAAGAAUGUGCCUUUCCGUAUUCGGGUUCGCUUGUCACGACGCCGCAAUGAGGAUGAAGAUUCUGUGCACAAAUUGUACACUCUCUGCACAUAUGUGCCAUGCACCUCUUUCAAGGGCCUCACAAAUGUGAAUGUUGACAGUGAAGAGUAAAGUUGUUCUUGUUAUAUAUAAAUUGUUGUUCUUUUUUUCUGCUUUCUCUGCAGUCCGUCAUGGUUAGUUCCUUUACUUUGAAACUACACCUUAUUAUAUGGAAAGUGAGAUAGUUACCUUGAAGUGUUGCACAAGCCCGCACUGAGUUUCUGAGACGCAUGUGUGGUGCUAACUCUGAUGUGUUUUUGGUGAA
This is a messenger RNA of Cylicocyclus nassatus, 577 nucleotides long. NCBI's taxonomy places the organism in Eukaryota, Metazoa, Nematoda, Chromadorea, Rhabditida, Strongylidae. The record is from the annotation of a GenBank genome assembly.